AGAGAGAGCCGCUCCGAUGAAGCCAGAGGAGGAGAUUUAUGUUAACUUGGAGGAGCUGAAUCUGUCCAAACUCAAAUAUGAAGAGAAUGGAGACAAACCAGGAAAAACUGAUUUUUCGCCUGAGAAAGAAACCAGAACCUUGUGUUUUAAAGCGGCAUUUUUUCUGGGACUGCUUAGUUUCCUCCUGCUGGCCGUGGUGGUAACUGUCAGUGUCCUGUAUCAAAGAGACUUUAAUCAGUUGAGUGGAGAAUUGGCCAAUCAGACGGCAGAGAGAAACUACCUCCAGAUGAUGAACCAGAACCUAACCUAUGAGAAGGAUCAGUUAGAAGUCAGUUUAAAGGUGGCAGAGCUGAAUCUGGAACAAAUGAAGAAGGAAUCUGUAACAUGCCCUGUUGGAUGGAGGAAGUUUGGCUGCAGGUGUUACCUUUUGUCUUCAUGGAAGAACACUUGGGAACAAAGCAAGUAUCAGUGUUCAAGAAACGGAGCAGAUCUGGUGAUCAUCAAAAGCACGGAGGAAAUGAUGUUUCUGAAAGAGCUUGGAGAUCAGCUGAAGUUUUGGAUCGGCCUGCAGUAUACAACCCCAGAAAAAGGAUGGAAAUGGGUGGAUGGAAGCUCUCUAAGAAACUCGUAG
Cyprinodon tularosa is the source of this 631-nucleotide messenger RNA. Its product is annotated as natural killer cells antigen CD94-like. The coding region runs from base 17 to 631 and encodes 204 amino acids. The record is from RefSeq and is a predicted model, not a curated record. The transcript is spliced from 5 exons. Lineage: Eukaryota; Metazoa; Chordata; Actinopteri; Cyprinodontiformes; Cyprinodontidae.